Messenger RNA from Dreissena polymorpha, 1296 nucleotides. RefSeq names its product stabilizer of axonemal microtubules 2-like. Gene Ontology annotation, biological process: microtubule anchoring. Gene Ontology annotation, cellular component: axonemal microtubule; sperm flagellum; ciliary basal body. Gene Ontology annotation, molecular function: microtubule binding. Lineage: Eukaryota; Metazoa; Mollusca; Bivalvia; Myida; Dreissenidae. The record is from RefSeq and is a predicted model, not a curated record. The transcript has 7 exons. The coding region runs from base 1 to 1296 and encodes 431 amino acids.
AUGCCGCGUUCCAAAUCUGUCGACAACCCAACAAACCAUCUGUCACAAGGCGAAGGCCCAUUCCGACUCACAGAGUACAAACAUGUGAACAAGCCCCAUCCACUUGGCAUAAGGAAGAAUUUCAAGCCUAACCAGCAGCCCAUUCAUGGUGGAGAAUUUCAGGACAAAACUACACAGAGUAACCAUGGAAAAAAUGAAACUAAUUACAGGACGGACUACCAUGCCCACCCCCUGGAGCGUCCGUUCGUGCACAAGCCUGACCAGUAUGUCAAGCCACAAGGGGACAUGGAUAAUAUGACCUCAUACAAACAGGAAUAUGUUGAAAAACAUGCACCACCAGCAAAAGCAAUAAGGAACGAUGGCCAGAGAAUGAUACCAGCGAAAUUUGAAGGAGAACCGACAUACAGAAGUGAUUACAAGAAAUGGGAUGGUUCCAGGCCACAGCCGUAUGGAAUGCAGACUGCAUGGGAACCGCCAAAGUCUAAGUUCGAGGGGCAAACAACAUUCCAGACAGACUACCGAAGCAAAGAGCUCGCCCCACGACAAAGUUUCAAGCCUACGGACGCCGCAAAAAUGUCCGACACGCCUUUUGAGGACCGCACCAGUCACAGAGAUGCUUAUAUUCAGCAUGCCAUGCCUGCAAGGUACCAGAGGGAGAGGGAGCAAUACCGCCCAACUGAAGCACAGUUUAAUGGCCUGAGCACCUUCAGGAGGGACUACAAGGGCGCUUUAGGCGAGCCGACCGCCAGCUUUAAGCCCGCGGGUCAGGCAUUCCAAUCGGAGGCCCUGUUUGAAGACUCCACCACCAACAGACACGACUUCAAGAAGUGGCCGAUGGAGCGACCCUUCGUUCACACCCACGAACCUUACAAGAAGCCUGCUGGUGAAAUGGAGAUGAGUACGACCCACAAGUCAACAUACAAGGCGAUGCCAAUAGACCGUGUCGUUGCUAGGAGACCUGUCUCUGCACCACAGUCCAGUGCACCACUUGAUGGCACUACCAACUACAACUCUGACUACAAAAAGUGGAAUGGAGAACGGGCACAGAUGCCCAGACAGCCCGACUAUGUUCCCAACAAUGCUCCUUUCGAAGGCAAUUCGACCUACACAGGUCACUAUGUCCCACACAAGGUGCAGCCGGCGCACUCAUUCCGCCCAGACAACAAUGGUUUCCGUAGCGACGCUCAGUUUGAUGACCACACCAUGUACCGCCAGGACUACACCGCGAAACCAUUGGAGGAAAAUGUGUUAAUUUUCUCCCUUGACGAGCACCUGUUUGUGGACGAGUCUACAUAA